Molecule: messenger RNA, 336 nt
Organism: Rotaria sordida
Lineage: Eukaryota; Metazoa; Rotifera; Eurotatoria; Philodinida; Philodinidae
Source: the annotation of a GenBank genome assembly
AUGAGUGUUAAUAAAAAUCGUUCGAAUACAAUUUAUUUAAAUCAAUUAAUAACAAAUAUUCCUGUACGACGAAAAAUAGUCGAUCAUAAUGAUCGAGAUAAAUUCGAAUGGAAUCAAUGGCAAAGUGCAACAAAAUCAAUUAAUAAUGUUGAAGUAUCACCGAAAGAAAAACAUGUUAGAAAUCUUAUUCUUGGUACAUUUCGAUUAGAAGGUUCUCGUCUAUUUUGGACAAUGAUGACUAGAAUUAAUAUUGAAUCACAUUCGAUUAUUACUUGGAAGUUUUGUUAUAUUAUUCAUCGACUUUUAAGAGAUGGACAUCAAAAUGUAGGUUAUUAA